ACAUCCGGGUAGCACCUCUCCGUAGUCUAGAUAAAGUCAAUAACAACCAAAGUAGCAGUUUAUUCGCUUUUAAAUGGUUUGAGCCGUUAAAAUAUGCCUUUAAACUAAAGAUGCUUCAACUGGAUGAACAUUUAAAGGCGUAGUUUUGAGUGAACUUCGCAGUAUGGAUACAGGAGGCUCAAAGAAAAUGCGACCCAGGGAGCUCCCGCCUCUUCCACAGCGUGGGCAGCGAACACUUCCUACAAUGCUGAGUCAGGAUGCAGUUGCACCAAAACAGAAGAAGAAGAGGGUGAGAAAGGAGGCAAAUGGAGUUGAUGAUAUGGAUGAUCAGGGGGUGGAGAUGGGAGGCCUGGGCAGCAGGAGGACGUCUGAGGUCGGAGAGCAACUUUCCCUUGAACCCGCAACUGAAGCGCCCACCCAGAGGAGGAGGAAGAAAAAGAAAGCUGCCACUAUAGAUCUUGAAGAUGACCAGGCUGAUCUGGUGAAUGGAGAUGCAGUGGAUCAGACCACCGAUGGAGAAGAAGUGGUACGAAAACCCAAAAAGAAAAAGAAGUCAAGAGUCGUUGAAUCACAGCUUCCCGAUGAGUUGGACGUGGAGGAGGAUGAUAUUAUCACUGACACCCCUCCUGCCAUCCCCCAGCAUUCCCUGUUCUCGGCCCCGCAGGGUCAGAGCCAGCCGGUUGGGAAGGUCUUUGUGGAGAGGAACAAACGUUUCCAGGCAGCGGAGCGCUCAGACUGGAGGAAGACCAGCGACCAGAUGGAUAACAUGACGGACCUCCAGCACAUGCAGCCGCUCUGGACCACCAGAGAUGUUUCUAUCAGAGUGCACGAAUGCUUCAGGGUGUUUGGUCUUUACUGUCACGGCUUCCUGGCAGGCUAUGCUGUGUGGAACAUCGUUGUGGUGUACAUGUUGGCCGGGCAACACCUCACCGCUCUGUCCAACCUGCUGGAGCAGUACCACAGCCUGGCUUACCCCUCCCAGUCUCUGCUCUACAUGCUGCUGGCCGUCAGCACCGUGGCCGCCUUCGACCGAGUGAAUCUGGCCAAAGGCUCCAUGGCUCUGCAGGAGUUCAUCACACUGGACCCCGUCGCACUCGCCUCAUUCUUGUAUUUCUCAGCACUGGUCCUCUGUUUGAGCCAGCAGAUGACCAGCGAUCGAAUCAACCUGUACCCGUCCUUCAACACAACGCUAUGGCCACCAGGGUCAGAGCACCAAAUUCUCCACCCGUGGGUGACAGUCAACCUGGUGGUGGCGCUGCUUGUUGGCCUGGCCUGGAUCUUCAUCGCCACACGACCUGAGACCGACUACACUGAAGGUUAUCUGAUGGCCAUGGAGAUUGAGCCGCCAAAACCAGAGGACAAAUCAGAAAUGACCGCCUGAGAAAAAUGACUGUAUAUUUGAUCUGAGACGACAGCUUUGAUGUCACUUUGCACAUAUUUUGCACCAUAUUUUAGCAGUGAACACUGAAUGUGUGAUAAUGUAUAUUAUUUUUGUAUUUUUGAAAUGUGAAUGUACUUGUUUCUUUCUAAAUACAAGAUUUUAUCCAACAAA
Messenger RNA from Seriola dumerili (greater amberjack), 1552 nucleotides. RefSeq names its product transmembrane protein 237B-like. The transcript has 14 exons. Bases 164 to 1381 code for a protein of 405 amino acids. NCBI's taxonomy places the organism in Eukaryota, Metazoa, Chordata, Actinopteri, Carangiformes, Carangidae. The record is from RefSeq and is a predicted model, not a curated record. Gene Ontology annotation, cellular component: ciliary transition zone. Gene Ontology annotation, biological process: cilium assembly.